AUGAGUGAUAACAAUGACGAGAUUGGCCUGACUGAUGUUGUCGUGGCUUAUCUCGCCGCCGCUGAUCAAAAUGAAUUAACUAUGCAGUUAAUGCAACAGAUUGCCGAAAUGAGGGUUGAAAUGCAACGAAGACUAGAUUUGCCUAAUCCAAUUUUCACUUUUAACCCUCAAGGAGAUGGAAGACAUCCACUCUACUUUCCUCCUCCAAGCGCGGAACAUGUUCAGAACACACCUUCUAACCCCACUCAAAAUCCUCGAAUCAUCGACCUAACCGCCCUAAAUCCCCAUCAUGCCUCUGUCUCUUACCAAGCGCCACCUCCUCCUCAAGAUCCCUCCAUUGCUCCGCCAUUGCCUCAAAAGACUACUUUUCAAAUUCCAAUUCCAAAUGAACCCUAUGCUAACUGUUCCGAGCUUUAUCACUAUGAGGAAAAUGAGAGAGAGUGGAGGUCAAAGGAAGAGACAACCAAGAUGAAUAUGAAAGAAGAGAUCAGGAAAGCCAUGAAGGAGUUGCACAAUAUUCCUGAAAUUGAUGGAUUGAGUUAUGAGGAUUUGUGCAUCCAUCCGAAUCUAGACCUCCGAGAAAGGUUUAAAGUGCCAAAAAUUGACACUUUUGGAGGAACAUGGAAUCUAUUAGCGCACUUGAGAGCCUACUGUGACCAACUCGUAGGAGUUUGCAGGAAUGAAGCCUUGUUGAUACAACUCUUUAGCCGAAGUUUAAGUGGAGAAGCGUUGGAAUGGUUUACCUCUCAUGAGAUAAAGCAAUGGUCUAGUUGGAAUGCACUAGCUAGAGAUUUUUUCGAACGGUUCACCUACAAUGUGGAGAUUGUUUCUGAUUGCUAUUCUUUGGAGAGAAUUAAGUGGAAAUCCACUGAAAGCUAUCGUGAAUAUGCGUAUAAGUGGAGGAAAGAGGCCGCCCGGGUUCGACCCUCUAUGUCUGAGAAAGAGAUCGUUGAAGUGUUCAUACGCAUUCAAGAGCCAGAGUAUUCUAACAAGAUAAUGUUGCUCAUUGGAGUAAAAUUUGCGGAGAUAGUCAAGGUUGGUGAGGCUAUCGAAGAUGGGAUUAAAAUCAGAAAUAUUUCUUGGUUUGCCACCCCAACUGAAUCUUCAGGAUUGUUGAAAAAGAAGAGAGAGGAUGUGUCUUCUAUUUCCUGCGCAUCUGAUGGAAAAUGA
This is a messenger RNA of Solanum verrucosum, 1170 nucleotides long. RefSeq lists its product as uncharacterized. Bases 1 to 1170 code for a protein of 389 amino acids. The record is from RefSeq and is a predicted model, not a curated record. NCBI's taxonomy places the organism in Eukaryota, Viridiplantae, Streptophyta, Magnoliopsida, Solanales, Solanaceae. The transcript is spliced from 2 exons.